AUGCUGAAGACUGUGCCACAACCUAGAUCUGCUGCAUCUUCCCCGACUUUUCACUAUGCGCCUGCGUCGCAGUCCUCGCCGACCACUCCUGUAUAUAUAUCUCGAAGGCCCUCCAAGGCAAAACCUCGAGCGCAGUUGAACCCCGAUGGUCCUGCCGAGAAGACACCCCCUCUGCAAAUGCAACGGGCGCGAUAUGCGGAUGCCAGUACUCAGUGGGAGAGUCCAGUCAUGAAUCUGAAGACGGAACCUUCAGCUUCUGACGCGACUCCAGAGGGCCUUGCGCAGCCCGAACAAAUCCCAGAGACCGUCGCUACUGUUAUGGCGCCUUCCUCUCCUUCGAAGCCGAUAUUAGAAGGACAAUCUCCCGCCUCCAAAAGACGACAAUCUCCAGGCGGGCAGCUUCCCGGUAGUGGCAGUGGCGAGAUACCGUCCCUCAAGCGUGCGCGAUCUGAUCUUCCCCAAGUCAAGGUGCUGCCUGCCAAAUACGAAUUCUGCGAGGUGGAAGAUAUGGUUGUGCUCAUUGCCAACAUGAUAUCGGAGCUCAUCCAAACCAAUGACGGGCUUCCUCUUCGAAGUGGUGUGCUCACGCGAUUUCACUCCAGGACUCCUCCUGGAAUUUCAGUAUUUGAUUAUCUACAAAGACUUGCAAAACAUGCAACGCUCACGCCCCCGUUACUUCUCUCAAUGGUCUAUUAUAUAGAUCGGCUCUGCUCUCUCUACCCCGCAUUUACUGUAACUACACUUACAAUUCAUCGUUUCUUAAUCACUGCUGCCACGGUAGCCGCAAAAGGUCUUUCUGAUUCCUUCUGGAAUAAUACUACGUACGCUCGAGUAGGGGGUAUCAAGGUAGCAGAACUAGGACUGCUUGAGCUUGACUUUCUCUAUAGAGUGGACUGGAAGAUCGUCCCUAACCCGGAAGUGUUGGUCGAUUAUUACCGAGGCCUGGUCGAGCGCUCCGAGGGUUAUACAUUGGAGGAUGAUUCAAAUCCUACGGAAGAAGAAGAAGAUAAAGAUGGUGACGUUGGAAGCAGUGGAACCACUGAGGACUCUCAGCCGAAGAUCGAAGGAGCCACAGACGUACAGUGGAAGGCUUGGAUGGAAGACGUCUCAACCCGCAAAGCAGGCAUCGCAUCUAGUAGCGAGAGCAAUAUGGAAUGA
Molecule: messenger RNA, 1158 nt
Organism: Venustampulla echinocandica
Lineage: Eukaryota; Fungi; Ascomycota; Leotiomycetes; Helotiales; Pleuroascaceae
Exons: 2
Coding region: 1-1158 (385 amino acids)
Biological process (GO): regulation of cyclin-dependent protein serine/threonine kinase activity
Cellular component (GO): cyclin-dependent protein kinase holoenzyme complex; nucleus
Molecular function (GO): cyclin-dependent protein serine/threonine kinase regulator activity; protein kinase binding
Source: RefSeq, a predicted model, not a curated record